Messenger RNA from Nannizzia gypsea CBS 118893, 1617 nucleotides. RefSeq lists its product as hypothetical. The record is from RefSeq and is a predicted model, not a curated record. Lineage: Eukaryota; Fungi; Ascomycota; Eurotiomycetes; Onygenales; Arthrodermataceae. The coding region runs from base 1 to 1617 and encodes 538 amino acids. The transcript has a single exon.
AUGGGCGGGCAUCAUAUCGAUAGGCGGAAACACUGGAAAGCGCCUGAAUAUCGGAUGAAGGACAUAAUACGAAGAGAGGAAGUCGAACAAUUGCCGAGUGACAACCAGAACAAUGACACGGGCCCUAAGCGCGCGGCACCACCAACCACCACCGUUGUUUUGACAGUCAUUGAGGCUGUCCUACAAGAUGGUUCGACAGCAGCCGAGUUUACGGUGGCUUCUCUCCCGGCAACCGUUUCACACUCACGUUUCGGCGUAGUUACGAUUCCCUCCGGAUCCAUGUCUCCGAUAAUCGUGUCUUCCUUUCCUAAUCCACAGACAAAGGCGCCAGCACACCUCAGUGCUUCACAGCCACCGCCUAGUCAGCCAUCAAAACCAUCAACAGAUGUCUCGCUUCCCUCUACUAACAAUUCUCUACCAUCGACAAACGUUUCACUUCCCUCCAGCCAACAUUCAUCACCCUCUACUUAUGUUCCCCAACCCUCCAAACCAUCUACAAACAUCUCUACCCCUUCAAGUAUACCUGCUACAUCUCAAAUUUCCACAUCCGUCCUUCCAACACCAUCCUCGAAAGGUUCUUCGGUACCCUCCAAUACCCAGUCCAGCCCGCCCACGGAGUCCUCAAAACCAUCAACGGUUGAUUCUUCAAUAUCAACUAGCAAAUCGGGUUCCGUAACCUCUACCCACCCUAUACCCUCAUCAACGACUACCAUUUCCAAAACUCUUUCAAGUAGCCACACGCUUUCGUUAUCCUCCACCUCAUCCGCUCCAUCAAUAUCGUCAACGAGUUCCACUUCAGGAUAUCCUCCUGGAGGAGGGGUAACUAGCGGACAACCGCAACCACCUGCAUCAUCUCAACCCAAUGGCGGUUCUUCGAACGCUGCGUCCGGCUCUGAUGUCCCCAAGAUCAUUGGUGGUGUUGUGGGGGGUGUAGCUGGAAUUGCCCUGAUUAUAAUACUGUUACUUCUGCUGCGCCGUGUACGGAAACGAAAAGCUGUCCGGGAAAGCACUCUCACUGGCGGGCUAAGGAGCUCCGGUGCUUCAGCGGACCGAAACACAUUCUCCACAAGCGGCACCAGCCAGCUUUCCGGGGCUGUUCUUGGUGGAGCGACACGUGUUUUUGAUAGAUUUAGAACAUCAACUGCUUCAAUGGCAGUAGAGCCCGGUGAGCGGGGAUUUCAAAAGAUAGGGGGAAGGAAACUUGCCUCCGUCCUUGAAACUGGCGGUGACGGCUACGACGACAAAUUCGGAACCGACGAAAAGAGCCUUAUAGUUCCACCUCCACCGGCUGGCCCAACCGCCACCACACGCGGAGAAGCCUCUAGGGGAGGCGGUUUGCAUAAAGAGCUGGGGUUGGGACCAUCAAUAUCUCGAUCUGCUGACCGACCUAUUUCUGAUGAGAGCACAUACUCCGAGCGAGUUGCAUACCGCCCUUCACCCAUAGCUACGCCUGUGGAGUCUGCUAUAUGUGAGGGAAUAUCUCCUACUCCCCAGAGUGGCAUAGUUGCGCCAUCAGAACCCUUACCAGCCGUCUUGACACUAGCCAGAGACGAAAUCGGACGAAGCUUGGCCACAGCAGAUGGCAGCCGCGCCAGUAAGUUCACAGAAGGCAUCUAA